Chelmon rostratus (copperband butterflyfish) is the source of this 4119-nucleotide messenger RNA. RefSeq names its product solute carrier organic anion transporter family, member 3A1 (gene slco3a1). Bases 549 to 2660 code for a protein of 703 amino acids. The transcript is spliced from 10 exons. NCBI's taxonomy places the organism in Eukaryota, Metazoa, Chordata, Actinopteri, Chaetodontiformes, Chaetodontidae. The record is from RefSeq and is a predicted model, not a curated record. Gene Ontology annotation, molecular function: protein binding. Gene Ontology annotation, biological process: transmembrane transport; prostaglandin transport; sodium-independent organic anion transport. Gene Ontology annotation, cellular component: membrane.
AGAAGCUGCAGCACAGCGCCUCUAGGGCCGUGCAUGUGCUCACAGAGGAGGAGAGUAGUGCGCAGAGAGGUGGGAGCGCAGACACAGAGAGCAGUCAUUGUGCGUGCGGGACCGUGACAGUCCGGAGCGGCAGGACUUAGUGGAGAAGGAGCCUGUAACCGGAGCCGUCACCUGCAGCCCAAACCAACGAAAAGCCCCGCGACGGAAACAUGCGAUGUGACAGAGAUUUGCGCGCCCGCGGCUCACUUGUGCCUUUGCAAACACCUUCAGGGAGUUCACACGCUGCUGCGCGCCGACGCGGAGGCGAUGUUUAGGCGCGGACGACCGGCGGAGCCCCGCUGAGUUUGGAUGUGUGUUUUCGCAGCUCGUCCGAUGCAACAAGACCAGUUGUAGGACCGGGAGCAACUGCGACGAGGAGCUUCCGCGAAUGUAGCUUUCGGAGCGGGAGGGGGGAAAGCGAAACGCUGUACCAGCCAGUGUCUUCCCGCGGUCAUCCCGCUGUGUGUUUCGGCUUCUCGCGGUGCCGUGUGGGUAAAAAGUAGGAGAGGAUGCAGGUGAAGAAGCACCGGGACUCGGACCGGAGCGGCGGGGACAUGCUGGAAGGAGACGGCCUCCGCAAAAACUCCUCAUGCUUCUCAAAUAUCAAGAUAUUCUUGAUAUCGGAAUGCGCCCUCAUGUUGGCACAGGGCACCGUCGGAGCAUACCUGGUGAGUGUGCUGACCACCCUGGAGCGGCGGUUCAACCUGCAAAGUGCUGACGUGGGAGUGAUAGCCAGCAGCUUUGAGAUAGGCAACCUGGCGCUGAUCCUGUUUGUCAGCUACUUUGGGGCGAAAGCACAUCGACCCCGUCUAAUCGGCUGCGGCGGCAUCGUCAUGGCACUCGGCGCCCUUCUCUCGGCUCUGCCCGAGUUUCUAACCAAUCAGUACGAGAUAGGGGAAAUGCGGAGGACUGACUUAGGUCGGGAUGUUUGCUCCAACACCAGCAGCAGGGACGCCCAGCUGGCUGAGGACGCUGUGUGCGCCAACAAGGCCAACACUAACAUGAUGUACCUGCUGCUGAUCGGAGCCCAGGUCCUGCUGGGGAUCGGAGCCACACCGGUGCAGCCCCUGGGGGUGUCCUAUAUUGAUGAUCACGUGAAGAAGAAAGACUCAUCACUCUAUAUAGGAAUUCUCUUUUCUACACUGGUGUUUGGGCCAGCCUGUGGCUUCAUCCUUGGCUCGCUCUGCACUAAGUUCUAUGUGGACGCUGUCUUCAUCGACACCAGUAGGCUGGGCAUCACUCCAGACGACCCGCGGUGGAUCGGGGCCUGGUGGGCAGGCUUCCUCCUGUGCGGUGCCUUACUCUUCUGCUCAGCUCUCCUUAUGUUUGGCUUCCCUCAGUCGCUGCCGACCAGAGAGAGAGAGGAGGGUGCAGACAGCGAGCAGGUUAUGCUUCCUCCCUCUCUGAAUUCAGAAUAUGAGACUCCAAAGUCCAGCAACGGGGUGGUACGCAACCACGAGCCUGCCAACAGCCCCACCUGCUGUCAGCAACUCAGAGUGAUCCCCAAGGUGACCAAGCACCUCCUGUCGAACCCGGUGUUCACCUGCAUCAUCCUGGCGGCCUGCAUGGAGAUUGCAGUCGUGGCUGGCUUUGCAGCCUUCCUGGGGAAAUACCUCGAGCAGCAGUUCAACCUCACCACCUCCUCUGCAAAUCAGCUGCUAGGGAUGACAGCCAUUCCGUGUGCAUGCCUGGGGAUCUUCAUGGGCGGCCUGCUGGUGAAGAAGCUGAACUUGUCGGCGCUGGGAGCCAUCCGCAUGGCCAUGCUGGUCAACCUGAUCUCCACCGCCUGCUACGUCUCCUUCCUGUUCCUGGGCUGUGACACCGGACCUGUCGCAGGAGUGACGGUCACAUACGCCAACAGGACUCUGCGGGUGGGCGAGAAGCCAGAGGCUCAGUGCAUCAGUCACUGCAACUGCUUCACCUCCUCCAUCAGCCCCGUGUGCGGCUCCAACGGCGUCACCUACCUGUCCGCCUGCUUCGCCGGCUGCACCCGCACAGAGAGCGCUGAAACCACGUCGAACAUCUCUCAGAACCUGACUGGAUGUGCUUGUGUGUCCACUGAGAGUGAAUUCGCCACAGCGGUUCCUGGGAAAUGUCCGACGCCGGGCUGCCAGGAGGCUUUCCUCAUCUUCCUGUGUGUGAUCUGUGCUUGCAGCCUGGUGGGAGCCAUGGCCCAGACUCCCUCUGUUAUCAUCCUGAUCAGGACUGUGAGCCCUGAACUAAAAUCGUACGCACUUGGAGUGUUGUUUCUGCUGCUGCGACUCCUCGGAUUCAUCCCCCCUCCUCUGAUCUUUGGUGCUGGCAUCGACUCCACUUGCCUUUUCUGGAGCUCGGACUGCGGCGAUAAGGGCGCUUGCCUGCUGUACGACAACGUAGCUUACAGGCAUCUGUACGUGAGCCUCGCCAUCAUCUUGAAGGGCGUCGCCUUCCUCCUCUACACCACCACAUGGUAUUGCUUACGCAGGAACUACAAGAAGUACAUCAAAGGCCAUGAGUGCCACAUGUCGCCGGCUGAGUUUUACCCCUCUCUCACAGACGGCCCCAAACUAGUGGACAGGACAAAGUUUAUAUACAACCUAGAGGACCACGAGUUUUGUGAAAAUAUGGAGUCAGUUUUAUAGUUCCUUACGCAAGCAAAGGACAAUGUGGACAUUCUCAAAGGACUAUUUUAUGAUUUUAUUCUUCUUUUCUUGAAAGGAUAAAAUGUUUUUGAUAAAGGCAAUCUAUUUAACGGCCCGUUCAGGUCACAGGAGAAGUGGCCCUCCGCUAAACCGUCGAAAGGGUCCAUUUUAGUCGUUUAUGUAUCAGCAAGGUGUUGUCCUGUGUUGACGUGGUGGUAGAAGACGACUACAGUACUGUCUGGCCCAGUCCUAGUUGAUUAUAAGUGAGUGGACAUGAUGCUACGACAACUAUAGUUGCCAUAUUGUUUUUAGGUCUGUCAUGAUUUCAGUGAUUUGUGUGAAAAAUGACAGUUUCCUUCCAGUCAGUGCACUGUGUGUUCUGUCUGUCGCGCUCUCAAAAACGAGAUUUUUGUGAUGAAAAAGAAAAAAAAAGUUUGGGUGGUUCUUCAGUUAUUCAUAUUUAAAAGUUGCCAAGUGUUUACAGACUAAUAGCUCAUCAGUUAAUGCAUUUUGUUCCAGUGCAGGAAGGUUUGCUAUGAAAACGAGAACAGGGGUUGUUAUAGUGGCCUAUUAGAUGUUCUAACUGUCAGAAAAUCACGUCUGAUAACUUUAAACAAGAUGGUGUUUUCAUGUCAUCGUGCACUGUUCAGUUUCUCGUCCUCUUGCUGGAUCACAGGCACUGUUCUCGAUACUGUUUAGACUAGACUGUGAGGUCUUGUCUCAUAGGUGCAAAUGUGCAAUUCACACCUGAUACGUCCAUCACUAGUUCUAGUUUAUCACUAGUUUUGUGUCAGACUGCAGGUUUGUUUUUCAUGAUAGCAGUUUUGUUUCAUUUCUAUGUUUGUUUUUGCAUCUGCAGCCUAAUAUGUCUUAAUAAGGGAUUAUUCAAUAAGAAUGUUAAUUGUAUUUUCUUUGGACUUUUGCAUUUAGUGGAAGAGCAGAGAAGAAAAUCAAGAGUAAUAUUUCUUUGUGUUUUGACAUUCAAUUAAAAGAGACGAGGAGUAAUAUAUUUGUUUAAUUAGGCCCAGAAUGUUUAAUUAGAUUGUAUUUGAGAGGAGAGUAUAAAUUAUGUAUAAUCUAAUUGUCGGAGAUGUUUGUGUCUGAUGCCACAGAAGAUUUGGGACAAUUCAUAGUGAUGAUGAGUAUGUUGCAUUAUUGGGGCAAAACCAAAAAAAGAAGCAUGAUCUGUGUCUUCAAACCUGUAAUAUCUGGGAUCAAAUUUACAGAAAUGCUACAGGCAGUUGUGUGUGUCAAACAAAGUGAUCACCAAGAACACACACACACAUUUAUUCCCGGACACGUAUUUGAAGUCUUCAGCCCAUCGCACACGACCUAUAGCUCUAAUGAUCUCUCUGCAGUUACAGUUUGGACAUUGUCCCUUUUCUUACACUUUUUGUAUGGCAGCAUAUCGUUUAUUUUACUCUGGAAAUAAAUUAUUUUUCAGAAAAUAAAGAUUCCA